CUUGAUAUAAAACAAUGAGAGGUUUAACAAAAUUAUACGAGUGCGUAUCUAACUUUACCUCUUAUUGACACUAUGGACUCUUCUUCCUUUGUUCUACGCCCUGGCGGUACUGAUGUAGGGGAUGCGGCCGCUCUCAUGGGCGCUCUGGAUGCCGCCAUCGACCACUUGAAAGCAACAGGAAACGUCGACCAGUGGGGUCCAACAAGGUUCUCCGAUAGAAAUGGGUAUCUUGAAGCUGUGGAGGAGUCCUUGCUCGAACGCGAAAAAUACAGAACAACAGGAAAAGGCCAGGCCAAACGUGCCGUCAUGGCCGAGAUUGCUUGCACAGAGUCGAAUGGCGACAAUGUGUCGUUUAGGAGGGACGCGCAAGGCCGCUGCUGGCUGCAGGUAGCUUCAUUAGAAAUUUGGGAGAAUACUAUUGGAGAAAACCUUACCAAAGUUGACGGUCUGCGACAAUACAUUGACGAGGCAAAGGCCCAACCUGGAGGGUUCCUCUUUGUGAAUUCACUCCUUGCAGACCAUCGAGCAGGAGAUAGAGCCAAAGGUGCAGGCAAGGCACUAAUGGAGUAUGCAGAAGAACAUGCAAUCAAACAGGGAAUGUCUGCAGUAUAUUUGGACUGCUGGAUAGGUGGCACCGCUGGCCUCGUAAGGUAAGUUACUUAACAAUACCUGUUGCGAGACGU
Molecule: messenger RNA, 683 nt
Organism: [Torrubiella] hemipterigena
Lineage: Eukaryota; Fungi; Ascomycota; Sordariomycetes; Hypocreales; Clavicipitaceae
Source: the annotation of a GenBank genome assembly